GUGCCUCCUUCCUGGGGCCUCCUUGCGCAGCAGGCAGGGACCGAGGGCAGGGAACGGAGAUGUGGUCUUCCAGCCCUUUGUUCCUGCAGACCACCCCCAACCAGCCUGGCCUGGCUCUACGCCCACCCCACCUCCACACGGCUCCCUCCACCACGGCCAUGAGCCGGCCGUAGGACGGGAAGUUUGAGUUGUCUGCAGCCACGGAGCCUGUGAUGUGUGACUGCAGCGGGAAAUGAAGCCAUCGGGUGUGCGGCCUAGGCUAGCUCCUUAACUUCUCCAGGCCCUCGUCUGCUCGUCUGUACAGCGGGAACACCCGUCAGCGUGGCCUGAAGAAUAAGGCAGGGGGCACAUCAGUGCUGGAUGCAAAACUCCCUGUAGCUAACGUCUGUCGCCCGCUCGACCACAAGCAUCUACAAGACAAGGAGCUGUCCACCUGGCCUGCAGCCCUGCGUCCAGGCCACACCCCACCAGGCCCUGUGUCCUGAAAGAAGAGGCAGGCGGGCUGCUCACCCUGUGCCGUGGAGAGCGAUGUCAGGGGUCAGCGGCUGCUGGUCCCACGGGCAGUCUGCGAGGCAGUAACCACCACCUUGCAAAGCUGCGCCCAGAACGCACCUGCCAAGAUGAGUGUAUCCGUGGAGGAGCUGGAGGCCGCGGCCAAGGAAGUGCUAGGCAGACUGAAGAGCCACCAGCUGUUCCAGUCCGAGUGGGACACCGCGGCCUUCAUCGUCUUCCUCACCUUCAUCGGCACUGUGCUGCUGCUGCUGCUGCUGGUCAUUGCCCACUGCUGCUGCUGCUGCUGCUGCUGCGCCUCCCCUGGGACCCCCCGGAAGGUGAGCCCCCGGAAGGAAGGCCCCAAGGGAGUGGACAACUUGGCCCUGGAGCCUUAACACCGCAUCCAGCCAGCCCCUUCUUGAGUGUGCCCCAGGUGACAGGAACAAUGCCUUGUGUUUGCCCAGA
Molecule: messenger RNA, 957 nt
Organism: Oryctolagus cuniculus (rabbit)
Lineage: Eukaryota; Metazoa; Chordata; Mammalia; Lagomorpha; Leporidae
Source: RefSeq, a predicted model, not a curated record